CCGAUUUACUUUAGUAAUUUUUAUACCUUUCUGCGUAGUUUCGUCCUAAUUUAUUACAGUUUAAUCCAAACAAUAAAAAUACAAAAGGAAAACUGUUCCACAACUAAAACUCGAUGACAGCUUGACAGCUGAUGUAUAUAAGUUUGAUGUUGCCAGACACAUGAAUAAUGUUAGUUCCUCAAACAUUCAUGUCACGACUUUAUAAACAAACUGUACGCAGACGGUUGUAACACAAAAUCACACCAAUUUUAUUUCACAACAUCCACUAUGAACGAAUUUAAGAAUAAUUAAAAUAAGACGCCAACCGCACUCGAUGAAAUCCCGUCAAAAAUCCAACGUACGUUUUUAAAUUCUCCAAAUAUGCUCGCAUAUGCUUAAUACAUAAGAUCAGCAAAUCUUUCUAUACACACAUCAACUGUACUUGUUUAAACUGAAACAUAUAGAUCAUCUACAUCAUACUACGAAAAAUGCGAGUAACGAAAUUUAUUUGUGUGUAAUGUUUCGUUACUCGGUACUAGAUAGCGUACCCGUUACUCAGUACCGAAUACAUACGGUUUGCUACAGCUCUAUAUCCCUAACGUUUGACAUUGACAUCCGUCAUCAAAUUGUAAAUGUUUUUCAAUUAAUUUUGCUGUUUCUAUGUUUUUGUAAUAAAAAACGAAUGGAAAUUAAACAAUUGUUGGUUUAAAUGAUUUGUUAAAUUAUCUUGUAGUUAUAUAAUAUUGGAUACAGAGCCUCUGUGAUAUCGUCAAAAACAUGUCUGAAUCAUAUGGUAAAUAUAUUGCGGAGAUUGUAUGUCUAAACUGUUUAAUGGACUGGUAAAUAAAGUAUUUUUGUCGCAAUUGUUUGUUACAGAAUAUUUGUUCAAAUUUCUUGUGAUUGGUAGUGCAGGAACUGGGAAAUCAAGUCUUCUCAACAAUUUCAUUGGUAACAAAUUCAAAGAAGACAGAUGCCACACUAUCGGAGUUGAAUUUGGUUCAAAAAUUGUUAAUAUUGGAGGUAAAUCAACAAAAUUGCAAAUAUGGGAUACAGCUGGACAAGAGAGAUUCCGGUCUGUCACCAGAUCAUAUUACAGAGGUGCUGCUGGAGCCCUUUUAGUAUAUGACACAACUUCACGUGACUCAUUCAAUGCACUCUCAAAUUGGCUUAGGGAUGCUAGAACACUAGCCAGCCCUAACAUCAUAAUUUUACUUGUUGGGAAUAAAAAAGAUUUAGAGGAAUCUAGAGAAGUCACAUUUACAGAGGCUAGCCAGUUUGCACAAGAAAAUGAGUUAAUGUUUCUAGAAACUAGUGCUAAAACAGGAGAAAAUGUUGAAGAAGCAUUUUUGAAAUGUUCCAAAACUAUACUUGCAAAAAUUGAAACUGGAGAAUUGGACCCAGAGAGGAUAGGAUCAGGUAUACAAUACGGCACUAACACAUCAAAAAGGCUGAGUGCUCCCAAGAAACCUACUCGGACAACUCCUGACUGUGCAUGCCGUGUUUAGAUUAAACAUCCAUUAUAAUCAUAAUGUACACUAGGCAAAAUUUCAUAUUCAAUACAAAUAUUGUUUGUGUAUUUUCAAUGGUAAGGUUUAUGUUAAUCUAACACAUUGCAAUUUUUAUUUACUUACAAGUCCUAGUAAACUGAUUUAAAUAUAUUACACUACCGUUCAAAUUUCACGAGUGAGAAAAUUGUGGCGAUAUUGUGCCACAUAUUUCUAUACACUCAUAGAAUGUGUUUCAUUGCAUAUGGCUCUAAGUAAGAGGCGAGCAAAAUGCCAGUGUAUAAUGCAAUUCAAACUUCAUGGUGGCUGUGAAGUAAGUGCUAGUCGCGGCAGCAAACAAUGAUUUAAGUGUGUCUGAGAUGUCAGUGGACAGAAACUGCGCAUAGUUGAGCUCGCUGCUAAUUUCACACCUGGCAUAAAGUUUGAAUCACAUUAUUCCGUCGCGCGUCGGUGACUACUUACGACGCUCUCGCCGCGGUUCACCUGCAGAACGUGGGUCCCGUAGCGAGAGAGGGCGCGAUGUCAAACGUUAGGAGAUGCAAACGGGCUUUACUAUAGCAGUUCAUCGGCAGACAUGCAGUGAUGCCGUACCGAGUUGCGUUGCCGACGCCGACUUAAUAAUCAUCCCGCGGAGAUAAGAUUAUUUUUCGAUAACAAAUUCCAUAGCAACACUUCAUCCAUAAAACUAUAAAAACUUUUUUUUUCUAAUAUCAUGGUUUGUCAUGAUUUUAUUCACUUAUUCGUCAUUUCUUAUCAAGAAAAGGACAACAAUACACCUCAGCCUAUUGUAGAGAGAGAAAACGCAGUCAGCUGUCAAGCAACACAAACUCGCUGUUUCGCUCGGGCUGCGUUGAACAGUUCUUUCUUGCUCACUUGAUUGAAUGUUUAUUUACAGAAGUUUGCGUUGAGCAUAUUUUAUUUGAUGCUUGUAUGAGCGUACCGUAUCUUCUCUUUUGUUUUAGUCUAAGUUUAUAGAUAUACAUAGAGGCGUCAAUUUCAUUAAUGAUUGUUAAUGUGACGGGUUGUCUUAUGUAUGUUAUUGCUAUUGCUAUUGCAAAAAAGUGACUUAAAUGAAUUUAAAAUCUGAUUGACGUCUCGUGCAUGUGGUUUUAUGUGAGGAACAUUGACUAGUAAGUACUACUUACUACCCACCCCAGUUUGAAUAUAUGUAACAGUGGCAUGUUCCUAUUUUUUUUUAUAUGAGUAUAUUUGAUUGUUAAAUGUGAUUUAAUGCCAUAGAGUUUUGGGUAAUUAAUGGAGUUAUGUUAUGGAUACAUGAAAUUUGAUUUUAGAUAAAAUUAAAUAUUUAAUGAAACAUUAAGAAUAAUGUGUAUAAAUGAAAUUAACUAAAUGUUAUGAAAUAUAAUAAUAAUCAAAUACUUAUCUGUCCCACAUGACUGCAAUUUUUAAUUGUGAUUGAUUCUCAUUAAUUAAGUAAUCUUUAAGUAAAUAUAUCAUUAUAUUUGUC
Chilo suppressalis (striped riceborer) is the source of this 2952-nucleotide messenger RNA. The record is from the annotation of a GenBank genome assembly. Lineage: Eukaryota; Metazoa; Arthropoda; Insecta; Lepidoptera; Crambidae.